UCGUGCGCGCGCGCCUCUGGAGCAGAGCUGCAGGCGCGGAGCUGAGUGUAAGACGCUGCUACGCUCCUCGCGCUUAAUUUGAUAAAAACUCCUCCCUCUUAUUUUUAUUAGUAUUUUCAUUUAUAACUACAUUUCCGGUCCGGACCCCUUUAAUGUGAUUUAGGACCCUUUGAUGUGAUUCCGGACCGCUUUGAUGUGAAGGUGUGUGUGUUUGGAGCGCGCGCAGGUCAUGUCCUGUCCUCUCAUCCGGAUCGCGGUUCUUCUUCAUCGGCACGCGCGGAAUGAUGUGCGGCAGAACCCGGGAUUCAUUUCUACCUUCUCAUCUUCGUCCUCCUCCUCAUCUUCCUCUUAAACAGGAAUAAAAAAAAAAAAAAUAAUUCAAAAAGAAAAAAAAGAAGAACAAAAACUUUACACCUUUGCGGAUUUAUUGCACCGGAUCCUGCUGCUGUUACUGAUGAUGAUGAUGAUGAUGAUAAAGGGUUCGCGCGCACUGGAAUCUGUUCGGGAUUUUUGAACAAACACACACACACACACACACACACACACACACACACACACACAUUUUGGCGCAAUUCACGGUUGAAGAGAAAUAUUUUCUGAGAUUUGUUUGAGAUUUGUCUCGCGCUUCCAUCAUGCGUCUUUACCUGUGCGGCUUCCUGCUCCUGUUAGACAAUCUGUCCAUCUCAGUGUCCUCAUCUUUGUCCUCCUCCUCCUCAUCCCCCUCUCCGCACGUUGUGGACUGUGUGAGGGCGAGUGAGGAGUGUAACCUGAGUGCUCAGUGCAGCUCUCGUUAUCGCAUCAUGAGGCAGUGCCUCGUGGGAAAGGACUGGAACUCCAUGUUGGCCAAUAAGGAGUGUCAGGCGGCGCUGGAGGUUCUGCAGGGGAUGCCGCUGAUGGAGUGUCGCUGUAAACGAGGGAUGAAGAAGGAGUUACAGUGCCUGCAGAACUACUGGAGCAUCCACAUGGGCCUCAGUGAAGGAGAAGAUUUCUACGAAGAGUCUCCGUAUGAACCUCUGCCUCCUGUCCGUCACUCUGACGCCUUCCGUCUGGCCUCCAUCAUCUCUGGUAUGAACACUGGUACAGGUAAAGCUCAGUCCCAUUGUUCUGAUGCCACUCGUACCUGUAAUCAGUGUCUAGACGCCACGAAAGCAUGUAACUUGAACGAUAACUGCAAGCGUCAGCGCUCCAACUACAUCAGCACGUGCACACGCAGCGAGUGUAACAGGAAGCGAUGUCACAAGGCGUUGCGUCAGUUCCUGGAGCGCGUGGAGUCUCAGUACAGCUUCGGUCUGCUCUUCUGCUCCUGUCAGGACCAAGGCUGCGCCGAGAGGAGACGCCAGACUAUCGUCCCCGGCUGCGCGUACGAGGACAAACUCAAACAAAACUGUCUCGGGCUGCGCAAGACCUGCCGUCUCGACCCCUUCUGCAGGUCCAGACUGGCAGAUUUUCAUACACACUGUCAGAUGACUGAAGACUCCAUCAGCACCUGUCCAAACGACGACUACCAGGCCUGUCUCACCGCCUACACCGGCCUCAUCGGGACGGACAUGACUCCUAACUAUGAGGACGCGAAUCACUCAGACUUCUCCAUCUCGCCGUGGUGUAGCUGCAGGAACAGUGGAAACCAGGAGGAAGAGUGUGAGAUGUUCCUGAGGGACUUUAGAGAGAACACCUGCCUGCGUAAUGCUAUUCAGGCGUUCGGGACGGACAUUCCAAAGACAACAGCAUCAACAAACUCUGAUGUUCCUCGCACUAACCCUACUGCCUACCCCAACAUCACCAAACCCGAAUACGAGGAAAAUGAACCAAAGUGCAGCAACUCAAAAGGCUUCAUCUGUGAAGAAGAGGAGGAGCCAAUAAGACCUGAGGAGAACCCCGAGUGGAGCGCCUCAAACUGGAGCGCUAGACUGAAGCUCUGCAUCCAGGCCUGGAUACUCCUGCUGAUCUUGGCUUUGGAAAACAUCACCCUCUGAACUUCAGCUCUACCUGAAGUCCUCACCCUGAGGGACUUUCUUGGACCCUCCACCAGAAUCCAGAAUCACUUCGCUUGUCUGUGUGUCCUCUCUAUACUGCAAUGUUAUUUCUUACCAAAAAAAAAAAAAAAGAUAAACGGAACGAAACUAGAGCGUGAGAGAAUCGUGAAGAGCAUCUCCAGCUGAGACCAGUGCAGAACAAAAGGAAGGAGAAAAGCAGUCAUUAGAUGUUCAAGUAAGUUUAUAAUGAUGACUUUGCCUCAAUGUCAAGCAGGAUGAACUUUCUAAAAAAGUCUCCUUAGCUUUUAAUUUUGGUAAAACUGUACAGUCUCUUCUGAAAAACCUCCAACAUGCCUCCAACUUCUGCCCAUUUGGAACCUUGAGAAUUGUAUCACAGCCAUAAUGUUACACACACACAUUCCAUCUACACCCUGAAAGUGCAUUUGAGGAGCACAGGGUGCUGCCAGAUCUUUAUACCUGUAGAAAUAUCAUCAUUAUUUAAUUAUGCCCUUAAGCUCCUCCUCCACCCUGGACCACAGAUUGUUGAGUGGUCUUUAAACUUGGAUUUCAACAUUCUGAGGAACACAGAGCUCUGUUCUGACCCUGAACACCACCAAGAAAAAUGGGGUUACAUCAAGAUCUUGCAAAUUCCUCCAAAUAAGGAAUAAUGAAUUCAUUCCAAGAUUUUGAUUCCAUCAUUUUGAGGACACAAGGUUCUAUCAUGACCCUAAAGAGUGUUGUCUUUGAGUAAGACAUCCAUCAGUGUUUUUCAUCCCACCUAACCUCAAUGGAUCAUAGCAUCCUCAGCAGAACUGGGUCCAUAUCCAUCCCAGAGUGAACCAACACAGAUUCAAUCAUUCAGAAGAAACAAAUCAAGGCCCUGAAAAGGUCUUUUGAGGAUGGCCAAAGGCUGCAUUAUUGUCUGGAAUGCAGAAUCAGAAUCUCCAUUCUGUGGAGAACAUGGAGAGCUCUCCAACACUGGAUGGAUUCAUUAAAAAGGAUAGGUUGUACAAAUUGCUUUUUUCUUCAGCUGCUCUUUUUUUUAAAUCCACCAUUUUUGAGAAGACCUGGAUGCCCAGAUUCCCUGGAAUGCAACAUUGAGGAGAUACUUACAGCUGAACUAUACCAUCUUGGAGAAAGCUCAUCCCUAUCUUCAGCUCUUCUUCAGCAUGAUCUAAGAACUGAGAACUGGAGCUUCAUCCAGCAGUAAAACCCUGAACUUUUGGAACAUCCAAAUGUUCUUAGCAUAUUUCUCCUGUUCCUUCUUCCAGACAGUUUGCUUUGAUGAUUCUUUUUUCCUCUCUUUGUCACUUCCUGUUUGUCAGUCGAGACUAAUUACCUUCAUCGUAAUGCUUUUUUUCCACGUGAAGUGUUUGAAGUAUAAAUCCGUAUCCUGUCUUGGCGAGAACGCGGCACGGCUAACGGCUCUCUCGUUCCUGACAGAUUCUUGUGAAGGAAAAGAAAAGAAAGAUGAAUAGUGAAGGAAUGGAGAGGAGUGACCGCUCAGAGAACUCGCUCGGGCUUGAAGUGGGCUUGCGAUGCUAAUGGAGCCGCCCACGUGUAUAAUUUAAACCUUUUAAAAUCUGAUUUUCUUCUUUUAAAGUCUACAUAAUUAUAAUGUGGAAAGUCUUCAAGUCAAGAACAAUGAUUGUGCUGAACGUCGAUGUUAUAAUUCUCACCCGGGGAGACUGAAGGGAACGGAGCUGAGAGGAGCUGAGAGGAGAACUGAUCACUGCAUGAUGGGACCAGUUUCAUCUGGAUUUCCUGAAGAAUUCAUAAAAAAAAAAAAAACACAGGAAAAUGAAAAUGCUUGGAUACAAUUAAAGUUGUCGUCACGGCAACUCGGCCAGAAAAGGACAAGAAAAGCAAGACAGACUUUUGCCUGCUGAACAAACACCUAACGAGAACGUCGCUGUGAAUCUGAAAGAUUUUGCGGCUCGCUGAAAGAAAUCUGGCGGGAACUUUGCGACGAUGUGGUUUUACGAACUGCGCAAGCCGCCAUGGUGUAACAUCAUAUUUAACGUUUCUACAGAAAAAAAAAGAAAUAAUCUUGUUGUGUUUAUCCAGUUAUGUGCAAUCUUAUUACGUGGCCUUAUUUUUUUUCCGUCAUCGUUCACGUGGGAGGCGCCGGAGGACCCGAGAUUACAAAAAACAUAACAGACUCGAACCAAUGAACGUUUGUGUAUAUAUCAAUAUUCAAAAAAAAAAAAAAAAACGCAGAACGAUUACCAAAAGGGUUCAUCUCGAUGUCUAACGCAUCCGUACGUGUGGAGUCGAUGUUAAGCUGAUGAGCUUUUCCACGUAAAGGGAUAAAAAAAGUUUGCUUUACAAAACAGGAAGUAUAUUAUAAAAAAAAAAAAAAAUUUCCAUUUGCUUUUUCUUUAUAUUAAUCAGAUUCUUCAUUUAGACCAUGUAACCUCAUCAACUUGUCCAUGAAUGAAAUGUGACUUUUUGUUCGAUUGUUUGUUUUUGUUUGUUCUUUCUCAUUUACAUGCUUAAAACUAUGAUCCAAACAAGAAAUGAAAAAGAAAUGACCUUGACAUGACCUCAAUUGGAAUGACAGCAUGUUCCACCUCAUAUUCAAGAAGGUCUGAAAGAUGAUCGAACGUCUUCUCUGAAUAAAAACCAAUAAAAUCUCGCGUAUUAAACUGAA
Messenger RNA from Silurus meridionalis, 4626 nucleotides. It is a transcript of the gene gfra2a, whose product is annotated as GDNF family receptor alpha 2a. Gene Ontology annotation, molecular function: signaling receptor activity. Gene Ontology annotation, cellular component: signaling receptor complex; external side of plasma membrane. The transcript is spliced from 9 exons. The record is from RefSeq and is a predicted model, not a curated record. NCBI's taxonomy places the organism in Eukaryota, Metazoa, Chordata, Actinopteri, Siluriformes, Siluridae. Gene Ontology annotation, biological process: nervous system development. Bases 633 to 1973 code for a protein of 446 amino acids.